AUGAGUUACAUACGCAAGACAUUUAGGAAGUGGAAAAAUAACAAGACCGCUAAUCGAAACCUGGAGAUGAAGCAGUUACAUAUAACUUUGGAAGAGGAGAUGCAGAAGAUCAAGAGACACCUUGAUAUUAAGAUCGAACAUCUCCGAGACGAAACAAUAGAGAAACUGAACCUAAUGAGGGAAGAACAACAAGCUGAGCUACAAGGCCUUCAAAAAGUCUUGACCAAAGAUAUAGAGGAGGUCCAUCAGCUUUUUCAAGUACAAAGGAAUACAGAGAAUGAGCAAAGGAGACCAGAAGAGGAUCAAACACAAGAAAACAAAACAGGAGAUGACACUGAGCCUUCCAGCCCAUUUGUGACAGCAGAGGAAUUCAAUAAGAUCGAGGGGCUGCAAGAAGAACUUCCAGUUCCUGAGACCUGCCCUGCAAAAUAUAGUUCCUCCUCUCACUCAAACUCAGAGUCUGACAACAUCCAUGAUUGGAGAACCUUCCUGGAUGACUAUGAUGUUGUAUCUCUACUUGGAAUAGGAGGAUUUGGAGAAGUAUAUGCAGCAAGAAGGAAAGCUGAUGACGUACCAGUUGCCAUCAAAGCCAUGAGCAGAGAAACAGUGGCAGAGUGGGUCCAGUUUCCCAAAGAGUCACAGCCAAUCCCUAUUGAAAUUGCUCUAAUGAAAAUGGUGUGCAGGGUUCCAGCUUCGCCCAGGAUCAUCCAGCUCUUGGAUUGGUGUAUCAGCCCCUAUGACAUUGUGCUCAUCCUAGAGCAUCCCAAGCCCUGCAUUAACCUGCUUGAUUUUAUUGUGGAACGACGAGAGUACCUAGAGGAGCAGUUUGCACGACGCAUCUUUCUGCAGGUUGUGGAAGCUCUCCAACACUGCCAAGCCAGAGGAGUAUUCCAUAGAGAUGCAAAAGUCGAUAACUUCCUUAUCCAAAGCCCUACAUGCCAAAUUAAGCUGAUUGACUUUGGGUGUGGAGCUCUGCUGCAUGAUGGGGAAUAUACAAGCUACAGGGGCUCCCGUAAAUAUGCCCCACCGGAGUGGUUCACUAAACUGCGUUACCAAGCCCAACCAGCCACCGUGUGGUCACUAGGUGUGUUACUUUAUAUGGUACUUUGUGGGAUUAUGCCAUUUGAGAGGAAAGAGGAGACUAUCAGAGGAAAAGUAAAAUUGCCCAGGAAAGUGUCCAGAGAAUGCCUGAAUCUGAUUAAGCGGUGUCUUUCCCUCAAUCCUAAAGACCGUCCUUCUUUAGAGGAGAUUCUUAAACAUCCUUGGAUGAUGCGAGAUGAAAACAUGAGGCCUUUCGAAGUUCAACAAUCUAGUCCAUGA
Molecule: messenger RNA, 1320 nt
Organism: Polypterus senegalus (gray bichir)
Lineage: Eukaryota; Metazoa; Chordata; Cladistia; Polypteriformes; Polypteridae
Product: serine/threonine-protein kinase pim-2-like
Exons: 8
Coding region: 1-1320 (439 amino acids)
Biological process (GO): negative regulation of apoptotic process; regulation of mitotic cell cycle; protein autophosphorylation
Cellular component (GO): cytoplasm
Molecular function (GO): protein serine/threonine kinase activity; ATP binding
Source: RefSeq, a predicted model, not a curated record